AGACUAGAAAUAAUCCUGAUACAAGAUUAAAAUUUCAUGUAGUAUAUUUCAAGAAUGAUCCGAAUAUAUUGCUUUAUAGGGUUGGAACUUAUUCGCACUUAAUGUUUAUACUCAAAAAAUUCAGUUUCGAAAAUUUCACAUUUUAGUUAAAGAUAUCUAUUAGUCACAUUUUUGGGGGGAUUCAUUGGAAAUAUUUUAAAAAUAAUACUACUGAUUACUUUUUGUUUAUUCCAAAAAUGGUUCUUUCAAAAAAUAUUAAAAACUCAAAACCCGUACGAAUACUACUUGCAUUUGCUUACUUUUUCCCCCAUGGGUUUCACGUGUGUUUUUGUUAUCAUAUUUGUAAAGUUUGGUUAUGAAGUAUACAUAAUGUGGUGUGUCUAAAUUAUCACGUUUUUUGUAGCACAAUUGAUAGUAAUAAUUUACUACUUCCCAGAAAGAGUGAUACCAGAUAACAGUACCAAAACCUGUAUAAUAUAAGUAAUAAAUGGGCUCAUUCACUCAAAUGAAAAUUCAGUAAAUUGUAAAAAGCAUUUUGUAGGUCCCAAAAGUUAAUCUUUCGUUGUCGGGUUUCCGGUCUUUACAGUAAAAAUGGCAGUCAACUCCUCCGUCAUGAUUCACAUCAACCCGGCGGCUCGUUUAACCAAAAUAGAAAACCGGUGCUUCAGACAAUGUCACAAACUUCCUACUAAACCCGGUUUCCAGUUUCUCAUUCCCAAAGCACGUGACCUCUCCAAAAUCUCCGUCGUGGAACAGUUCCGUAACCGCGUGGAGAAAACCGCCGACGAGAUCCGCCGUCUUCGGGUUUCUGCUGAGGCUACAAAACCCCUCUUCCUCACUUUUUUCUCUAAAACUCAACAGUUUAUCGAACGCUUUAUUGUUCGUGAAGUAGAAAACGAGAAAAUGAUGGUCAAGCGUAAUUUGCUUAUGAUGAUUGCUGUGUUUGGAGUAAUGGCGAUGGUGAAAGGUCCAGAAGAAGCCCUAGCUUCUAGUUCUCCUUCUGCUUUUGUUCAAAAUAUCAUAUAUUCUAACAAGAUCGCCAUCUUCUCCAAAUCCUAUUGCCCGUACUGCAAGCGUGCCAAACGCAUCUUCAAUGAACUUCAAGAACAACCAUUUGUGGUGGAGCUUGAUCUUCGAGACGAUGGCGGUCGUAUUCAAGAUGUCCUUUUGGAUCUGGUGGGCCGCAGCACAGUUCCGCAAGUGUUUGUGAAUGGGAAGCAUAUUGGUGGUUCAGAGGAUCUUCAAAUUGCUGUCAAGAACGGUCAGUUGCAAAGUCUACUUAAGAAAGAGUAAAGUACUGCAAGUCGAGAGAUUCAAGCAUCUUAUCUGAAUUCCUGAAGCUACAAUGCAUUCAUGGAGAGCUUAGUUUAGUUUGGUAGGUCCAGCUCUAAACUAAAAAUUUGUAUGCUUACUAUGCUGUUCGUUUCGUUUCUCAUGCUGAAAAAUGGGUAUCUGGACAAACAACUAGGGAUUUGAACUUAAUUCAAAUGCAUAUGUCCUUCACUAGCUAUAACUUCAGUGUACACUGUGCAGAGACAGCAGGUUGUUUACAAAUGAACAAAAGUAAAAUGGAAUAGGAUAACAAGAGGCGUGGAAUUAGAGAAAUCCUCUAGUACAGACUAUGCUCCAAUUCCAGUUAUGUUGUUCAAAUUUCAAACUUUAGAAUCUAAUUUAUGUGGAUCUAGAUUCUAGAACCCGUGGAUACAAAUGUUCCCAGAAGAUUAAUAUCUGAGCGAAUGGCAGUAUGAAAAAGCUUGUGUAGAUCCAAAUUGUAACAAAUAUAGAGACAUAAGAGUGAAGAAAUGCCAUGCUUGGCACAUAAGGAAAGCUGUUAACUCAGAUCCUUUGUAUUCAUUUAGAGAAAUAUCCGUCUGCCUAA
Molecule: messenger RNA, 1879 nt
Organism: Nicotiana tabacum (common tobacco)
Lineage: Eukaryota; Viridiplantae; Streptophyta; Magnoliopsida; Solanales; Solanaceae
Biological process (GO): cellular response to oxidative stress
Cellular component (GO): cytoplasm
Molecular function (GO): glutathione disulfide oxidoreductase activity
Source: RefSeq, a predicted model, not a curated record